ACCCGUAGUUUUAUAAAAUUAUGUUCCGUAUUUUUUCUUCUUCUCUUCUCCGAUUCGUCUUGUUCUUCCUCUUUACUCUACUGUGACCUCCCUACGAGUAAAAUUAACCAUAGGGAAAACCCUAGAAAUCAGAAGCAAAUCAUAACCCUAGAAAUCACAAGCAAAUCAUCUUCACGAAAAGAGAAGAAGGUUAUCACAUCCGCAGCAGGAGAAAGUUCGUAUUUGAGACUAGAUGUGGGUUUAGCACCUUCAAAUAAUGGCACAGAGAUACUUUCUCAAGAUGCACGGGGGAAGUUAGUUAGCAAUGGCAAGACUAUUGAGCUGAAUUGCAGGUGGAAUCUGGUGUUUUGAGCACAAGUUGAAGCGGAUGGAGAAUGAGUUUUGUUACUGCAGUAAAUGGAGAUGACAAUACUCAUGGAGAAUGGUAAUGCCGAGGAGAUGCUGCGCUAAUAUUCAGCUGUUGUUGCUAUGGAUUAUGGUGUAUGUUGAUUAUUUACGUAUUGAUUGAGCGAGAACAAAUAGCUUCUUCUCAUAUUUUUCAAAUAGUGGUAAAAGGGAUUCUUUUCGAACUUGUGAAGGAGACAGAAAACGGAUCUCUUCUGAAAAAAUUUGCAGAGAAUUUUUUUUCCAGAUACACAGCCGAAAAACCAUAAGAACAAACCUAAAAGUAGUUUUUGAUCUGUUUGCUGAGAAAAAAGAAGAAGAAGCGAAGAAAGAUUCAGGAAAUAAUCAAAUGGCGAGAGGAAGAAGGAAUCCACCUGAAGAAGAUCCUGCCUUAACAUGUAUUAUGAUUCUUUCACUUCAAGAUGCCAUUUACUGUUGGGGAAAGUUAAGACACUCAUUCAAUGCAGUUCAAGAUUUGGUGAAAGAAAUAAAGCCAAUAGGACUAUCUGAGAGCUAAAACGUAUAUUAGGAAAGCGCCUUAUGGUGAUCUUGUAAUGUUUUAUUACGAUGGAUUUGAUGUUGCUGCUCCAAAGAACAUGAAACAAAUAACAACUAACAAGCAUGGAGUUGUGAAGCUUUUAAACUGCUUCGAUGGAGAUUAUGGGGUACCAUGUGCAUUUAAAUUUGGAGAAAACUUUAUAGAGUCUACACCGGCGAAGUUUGCUGGUAUAACUGGAAUGAAAAGGAUUGGAAGAGAAGAGGUCAAAAGUUAAUAGAAAGGUUUAAUUUAAAGAAGGUGGAUGAAAACGUGUUAUACAACAAAUAUUUUUCAGAUAUCAAAGAAACAAAACAUUCAACGGUAGUGACUAAGAAGAAGAUUAUGGAGACAAUAAUAGAAGUUAUGAAGAAGAAAAAGAGAAGAACAAAACUUGAUGAUAAGCAUUUAGUUUGUGUGAUAGGGUUUUAUUUGUGUUGUGAACUUUUUUUGGCGAUAAAAAUGCUAUCUCAGUAAAUGUUAAAUAUCUUGCACUCGUCGAAACUUAUGAAACUGUUCUCGAGGUCUCCUGGCCAGAUUUGGUACACGAGCAUUUGUUCGAGGAAAUACUACAAAAUGCAGACUGUCCUUCAAACGUGAAGGGUUGUGUGCAAUAAAUAAUGCAGGAUUGAUACAAAAAGUUCAAAACAACGAACAAAAGAUCCCAAGGGUUGGAAGGUGGACAUGGACGUGAUAUCAGAUUUCAUAGCUGGUGUAAACAUGACAGAGUUUACCUCAACUGCUAGCUUUGUGGAAGAGUUCUCACAGCUUGAAAAUGAGCUUGGUAUAUCAACAGUGGAACCAACCAAGGGCGAUCUGAAAAGGUGGCUAUGACAGAGAACAAUUGAGAACGGAAAACUAAAAGAGAAACUACAAGCAAACCAACAAGUAUUUGAUGCAGUGCGUAAAAUUUCCAGAGAAGGGAUAUCAGAAGGGAACCUUACAGGAACACCAGAAUACAAGAUUCACAUUUUUAGUUGCGAAAUUAUGAGAGCAAUGGGUAUUGAACCUUACAAAGUGACCUAGGAAGAGGUUAUUCCACAAGAAGAUGGUGUGGAAGCACAUGAAACAACUGAGCAUCAAGCAAGGUGUCGAUCAUACUAAAGAGGUCGAGGAACAGAGGGAGAAAGAAGAAAAUGACGGGGAAACUUCAUUCCAACAUGAGUUUCCAUAUAUAAGUCUUGAAGCUGGAAAUACGCCAAUAAUUAUGCAAGCUCACACAACCACAGAGAAGGGCAAAGCACCUUCUAGUACCAAUGUUGUUGAUGAGCCGCAGAUUGAAGCCGCAGAAGCUGGUGUUAUGGAUGAGCUGCAUAAGAAAUCCGCGGGUGAAGAGAACAAACCGACAGGUGAAGAUGUAACUACAAAUGAUGAUGACUCGUUGCCAGAGAAACCCACGGAUUAAGAGACACCUGCAACUGUUGAUGACAGUUGCAGAUGACUGCUUCAACUCAGCCAACACAGAUUGAUGAAUCUUUGGUGGUAACUUCUACAACUCAGCAAACUCAGGGUGACAAUCCUGAGACCUACAGGUUUGUGCAAUUAGGACCUAACCUAGGUGAUAUGACGGAUGUUGAGGUAAAUGAAGUGGUAGAUGAGGUCAUCAGCGACAUCAACCAAGGUGCUGUAGAGAUGGAAAAUGCAGAACCUACCUCCACUGCUAAAACACAGGAAAACAUUGGUAGUGAUCCAUUGAAUUUUAGCCUUCGCAUAGAUAAAACUCCAAAACUUGUAGGAGAACUACUCAAGGAAGUUUCGAAUAGACUAAGAGAAAGCCAUCCAGGAUUCGUACACCAGCGCGUGCUGAGGAAUAGAAAAAUUCAAACACAAGAUCGGAAACAGUUUGAAAGUAAGGCAAAGAAGAUUAAGAAGACUGCUAAUGAAGAAACAAUGGUCGCAGUCCAAGAAGUAGAAGAAGAAAGAAUGGCCGCAGUUCCAGAAGUAGAAGAAGAAAGAAUGGCUGAGGUUGGUGAAGAAGAUGAUGGGACAAUGAGAAAGAAUGUGAAAGGUUCCCCAGUGAUCGAAAGUCUGGAUGGCGAGCAAAAGAAGAAAGUGCUUGAAUAUUUCAGUACUCAUCCCACAACAGACAUUGCUUGGAUGGAAUUCAAAGACGAUGGUAGCCCGCUCUUUGAUAUAAACGGAGAACUAAUGCUCCAAUUUACCAUGAAAGAAGCCUACUUGGAGUCGGAAUUCCUUGAUUUCUACAUUAGCAGAAAUCUUACUUGGACAAUGACGGUGAUUUCCAUAAAUUCUGGAUUCCUAGGCUUGUUAAAGACUAUUACAAGCACAAGAACAAUGCAGUCAGACUUUUUGUCCCAAUGUGCAACAACAACACACACUACACACUGCUGGAGUAUGACUUAACGGGCACUAAUCCUUGGUCCCACAUGAACUCGUCAGAUGUUAAGAAACUCAGGGAAGAACACUUUAUAAAAGCCAAGAAAUAUGCAUUUGCAAUAACUAGAGAACUGACACUCCGAUGUCCUCUUGGGUUGAAUGAAAGAGCCAGAAAUCUCGCUUUGCCCAACCAAGGUUAAUUUCCCGGCUGUCUUCUUUUUGUAUGCACUUACAUGAAGAUCAGGAUGAAGAAUAAACCACUUAACAAAAAACUAACAACACAUCUGGUGAGAUAGUUGGAUGACAAGGUGAACGCAUGAGAGGAAGCAUGCUUUACAAUAUUCUUUCAGAUCCAUCCAGAUAUGUGUAAAGCAGUUAUUUGGAUUAAAAAUACUUCUAUACUUGCAAAUAUGUUGUUAGCUUAGACCUGCAAAUAUGUUGUU
Molecule: messenger RNA, 3699 nt
Organism: Papaver somniferum (opium poppy)
Lineage: Eukaryota; Viridiplantae; Streptophyta; Magnoliopsida; Ranunculales; Papaveraceae
Exons: 15
Coding region: 2357-3283 (308 amino acids)
Source: RefSeq, a predicted model, not a curated record